UCAACCCGUACCCUUAGUUUUUAGCUUACUCCUAAAUCCAUUCUUUCUUUAGUGGCAAAAAAAUGGCUCACGAAAACCCUUUUGGUUUCGACGAUUAUUUUCCCUCGAUGAUGCAGAGAUUAGGCGCCGAAGGGUUCAUGAGGGAACUUUGUAAUGGAUUCUGCUUGCUUAUGGAUGUGAGUAUAGGGCUAAUUACUUAUGAGAGUUUGAAGAGGAACACUAUGAAUCUUGGUUUAAACGAUUUAAGAGAUGAUGAGUUAAUUUGCAUGUUGGCUGAAGGAGAUUUGGAUGGUGAUGGAGCACUUAAUCAGAUGGAAUUUUGUAUUCUCAUGUUUAGAUUGAGUCCUGGUUUAAUGGAUGGAUCUAAGCAGUACAUGGACGAUUUGGGGCUCAUUGAUUUCCAACCCUAGUUUCUAAUUUUCUAUGUUUCUCUGUGUGUCUGAUUGGUAUAUCUUGUACUAAUAUCAUGAGAGAUAUCUUAUGCCAAAUAAAUAAUUCUCCAUGUAUAUCUAUCUACGUACGUAUUUGGAAGGAGUGAUAAUUUAGUUAUCAUAUUACAUCAGGUACUUCUAUUUCAUUAUGUUAAUGUUCUCUUAUGCUAUUGUGUUUUUCAGUAAAAUAAUGUUUGAAAUUUGUGACCA
This is a messenger RNA of Lycium ferocissimum, 641 nucleotides long. Its product is annotated as calcium-binding protein KRP1-like. The record is from RefSeq and is a predicted model, not a curated record. The transcript has a single exon. Bases 63 to 410 code for a protein of 115 amino acids. Lineage: Eukaryota; Viridiplantae; Streptophyta; Magnoliopsida; Solanales; Solanaceae. Gene Ontology annotation, molecular function: calcium ion binding.